AUCGUCAUUUCAUUAAAUAAAAUCACAAGGCUGUUGUCGAGAGAUCGAACUAGUGGCGACGGAUCGAACUAGUGGCGACGACGGCGACCACCACCGCGAAACGAAACCGAAAACAUCGGCCGCCGAGGAUGCUCCGUUCACCUAUCUGUCUCAUAUUCUCUCUCCUCAUCCUAACCCUAACCCUAACCCUAACCCCAGUCCUCGCUCUCCAUCCUUCAUACCCAGACGAAUUCAACAUCACAUCCACGCCUAUUCUACAGGAAGUGUUGAAGGAGAUUUCUUCGAGACAGAAGUGGAACGACGAGGUCAGGUUUUCGAAACUAGAAGUGAAGAAGAUCCGGGUAGGUUCCGGUCGGAGCUUUGAGGUUCAAAUCCGGGUUGGGAAGAGCCGAUUUGCUUUUGUCUUCCCCGACGAAGUUUCUGCUUGGAGAAGUGUCCAUGGAAGAGAUGUGAAGUUGGAGAGUAUGGUGAAGGAAGUUAAUUCAACUACGGUUCUCGAUCCGGUUGCUUUGGAGGGUCCGUUUGAGCUUCGAGUCGCCGGCGAUGAUCACCUAUCACUCUCGUUACCGAUGAACAUUUCACACACUGGUCUGAAAAGAGUCAUCGUCAGCGAGGGCAUCUCGGUGGAAGUGAGGAAAGCACAAGGAGUCUCCCUUUUCCACUCAUCACACCAAAGAUUCCCAGCAAGUGAAGAUAAAGAGAAACCUUAUUCAUGGUCAUUUGAUAGUUCUAUGUGCGUGCUACUGCCUCCAAUACGGAUCGUAGGAUCAGCAUCGCUGGUUGCGCAUAGGACUUUGAAUGCUGAUUCGCAAAUCAAGACUUUGUACUUAUCAGAUGACACCAUUCGGUUGCUUCCAGAAAAAUGUUACAACUCUCGUGCGUACCUGCAGCCUCGCUCUAUCGAUCUUCUUGGCUUGAAGAUUGAUAGGUUGGAAAAACUGCUGAGUUUUCUUGGGAACAGAAGCCGCCAAAUCGAUCUGAUGGGUUCUAUGACAGCAAAAUUAAAGGCAUCGGGUAUGUUACGGUUCCAGUUGGAAAUUGAGAGAGGUAUCGAGAGUACGAAAUCUCUGCUCAACAAGACAGCAGAGUGGAGAACAAAGCCUAAGGUCGAACGGGUUUGGUUUGAAGUAACCGCAAAAGUGGAAGCCGAGAAAUUGAAGCCAAAGACGGUGAGAAAGGUAGUUCCUUUUAUUGAAGUGGAUACCGAGGCAUGGAGCAGUUUGAUGUCGAACAUAUCGUUCACUAAGUUCCCGUCAUUACUUGUUCCUCAAGAAGCUCUGACACUCGACGUGAAGUGGUAGCAGAAAGCUUGUAAGUAAUCAUUCGCACAGCAUCUUUUACUCCUUUUUUUUCCAUUUUUUUUCCUCGUUUAUGUUGGUUGUCUCUUCUUACAACCUUUGUUGUGAUCAUAAGAUGAACUAAGUAGCUCGUUUGGCCUUGUACGUAGUUUCAGUAAGUUAUAAGUAACACGAAAAUAGGUAAAGGAUUUGUGGGUUUUGUUUCGUGAUUGUGUAUAGAUUGAGACUGAUGUAUUCAGGGAUCAGUUUGGAUAUUGGUCCAAGUUUGGGUUGGUUUUGUGAUA
Molecule: messenger RNA, 1582 nt
Organism: Tarenaya hassleriana
Lineage: Eukaryota; Viridiplantae; Streptophyta; Magnoliopsida; Brassicales; Cleomaceae
Exons: 3
Coding region: 129-1301 (390 amino acids)
Source: RefSeq, a predicted model, not a curated record